CAGAAAGUCACGGUCACCGUGACAAGUGGUGCCCUCAUUAGCGGCAGAACUCGUUACGACGCGUUCAUCAUGGACAGUGCUGAAUUCCACGCUGCGGUCAGUCAGUGUCAUGGAAGAAUGUAUCUAAUUGAAGCCUCAUUCUCAGGUUUAUGACACGGUUCGGCUUAUUCCACAACAAAAGGUGACGUCCUACGGACACAUAGCAAAACUCAUCGGAAUGCCAAACCACUCACGUCACGUUGGUCAAGCACUCAAGUUUCUGACCCCUGGUACGAACCCACCUAUCCCAUGGCACCGUGUUGUAUCCUCUUCGGGCGCGAUUUCAUCACGUGGGCCCGGGACGAACGGUGCACAGCGCCAGAGCGACGCGCUCGAGGCGGAAGGUGUCGAAGUCACUGUGACAGCGGGCGGUCAGAUGAAGGUCGACUUCAGGGAGUGCGGGUGGUUUCCUGAGCCUGGUACAAUAUGAAUUUCAAGGACAUUUACUUUCGUUACUAAACAUUUGUGACUAUUGACACCAACUUUCCGAAGUCGGGACUGCACUUGGGUUCAGUAUCUGGUGAUAAGAGACUCCGUUUUUUAAGGAGAUGCAUUAUCGCCACUCACCGGGAUCCCAUCCUGUAGUCGCCUUCGGAUGAAGUCAGCCAAAAAGACCCAAGACAUGAACACUCGACACUUGCAUUGAACCCAGGGGUACCGCAUCUGAAACCAAGCUCAGCGAUCUUGACCAAGACGAACGUAUUUGCAGACUCACCCAGGAUUGCUGCCGACCGUGAUAUCGUUCAGACCGGCAACGCCGACGGUAUAAAGGAGCGGGUUGAGGAAUCCCAAAGGUGGGAGACGCUUUCUGAGCCUUGCAUCAUUCAACUGCGCAACGAAACCAGCGAAUGCGGGGGACGACGCUGAGGUUCCUGAAACUCCAGCUGCGCGUCCGCCAAUGAAAACUCGGAAGCGCUCUGAUUGUGCGGAGACGUCGGGAAUCGCCUUCGGAUCGCAUCAGAGUCCAGAUUCAUGUGAGAUUAUGGAUGCAGCUCACACGACCGCUCGCAUUGAAGAGACCCUGCUGUGAAAGGUCGGCAUUGUGGCAGAGAUACACGGAAAAUCGACGCACGAUGGCCGAGAGAAGUAAUUGCUGAAUCCCCCGCCGCUGAAACUUGCCGCAACUUCUGGGAAAUGAGUUGUGCCGCCAACUGCAGUGACG
Messenger RNA from Mycena citricolor, 1201 nucleotides. NCBI's taxonomy places the organism in Eukaryota, Fungi, Basidiomycota, Agaricomycetes, Agaricales, Mycenaceae. The record is from the annotation of a GenBank genome assembly.